Mercurialis annua (annual mercury) is the source of this 1571-nucleotide messenger RNA. Its product is annotated as ankyrin repeat-containing protein BDA1-like. Bases 95 to 1495 code for a protein of 466 amino acids. Gene Ontology annotation, molecular function: protein phosphatase 1 binding; protein phosphatase regulator activity. Lineage: Eukaryota; Viridiplantae; Streptophyta; Magnoliopsida; Malpighiales; Euphorbiaceae. The record is from RefSeq and is a predicted model, not a curated record. Gene Ontology annotation, cellular component: plasma membrane. The transcript has 2 exons.
UGAAGUCGUUUCUAAACCUUCUCUCGAUAAGUAAGUUAUAGACAUGGAGCUCUUUUUGUAAGGCAGAGAAGAGAAGAAAACAAAAACACAAGUAAUGGAGAGUCAACAUUUAUCAAUGCUAUAUGCAGCAGCAAACAAAGGUUGUACACAAACCUUAAACUCCUUAAUCCAAACUGAUCACUUGAUUCUUAAUAAAAUCUCACUCUCGUCUUUCGCGGAAACUCCGUUGCACGUAUCCUCUCUACUCGGCCAUCUUGAUUUCACCGUAGCUGUUCUUGAAAAAUGCCCGGGAAUGGCUACGAAGCUCGAUUCUCUUCGACGCUCUCCUCUUCACUUAGCUUCUGCAGAAGGCCAUACUGAUGUUGUUAAAGCUUUGUUGUCUGUAAACAGAAGUGUUUGUUUGGGUUAUGAUGAAGAAGGUAGGAUUCCUCUCCACUUGGCUGCCAUGAGAGGCAAUCUUGAAGCUGUACGAGAGUUGGUUAGGUCUUAUCCUGAGUCGAUUUUUCAUGAGUUGCUUGAGGCUGAAGAUACAGUUCUACACUUGUGUGUGAAAUAUAACCAAUUGGAUGCUUUGAAACUGUUGAUGGAAAUGGUGGAUGAUGAUGAGUUUAUCCUUAAAGCUAAUCGAGAUGGGAAUACUGUCUUGCAUUUAGCUGCCAUGCUCAAGCGAUUAAAGAUGAUAAAGUACCUGAUUUCUUUACCUCAAGUAAAAGAAAACAUGAAUUCCUUCAACAGAAUGGGAUUAACAGCCUUGGAUCUGCUACAACAAUGUUUCAGGGACUUUAAAAGUCUCGACAUUCUACGAGAAGCCGGUGCUAAAAGAGCAGUAGAUGUCAAGCUAAAUCGCAAUCUUGCAACAACUACAAUCGAACAACCAACACUGUCUGUUCCCAUACAUACCCCGUCGAAACAAAUAUCAUGGUUUCAGAAAUGCAUGAAAUACAUACAAUACAACAUACAAGAAACACGAGGCGCACUGAUGAUCGUAGCAACUGUGAUAUCAACCAUGACUUUCGAAGCUGCACUGAACCCACCCGGCGGUGUUUGGCAACAAACUUUCGCAAAUUCCGAAGGUGGUCCGGUUUGUUCCGAAACAAACAUCUGCGAAGCGGGAACUUCUGUAUUAGCUUAUUCAUACCCGAGCGCAUACGCUUAUUUCAUGCUAUGGAAUGGUAUUGCUUUUUUUGCGUCACUAUGCGUCGUGGCUUUGGUGGUAAGUGGAUUUCCUCUGAGGAAUAAAUUGUGUGUGUGGCUUCUAGCGCAAGCAAUAGGUAUCACGUUGAUUUUUCACGCUGAGAGCUAUAUUAUGGGUGCACUUCUGGUUACCCCCUUCAAAUUAAGAUCGGAAGCGUUAAAUGUGGAUAGGAUCAUGUUUUGGACUUUGGUUGGGGUGAUUAUUUUUGCUAGCGUUAUUGAUUUUUUCCGGUUUCUUAUCUGGACGGUGAAAAAGGUUCGGAGAGGUUGGUGUAAGGUUAAAAGUUACUACGGAAAUUGAAUUAUAGGCUUUUAUAAAACAAUUAUCAUUGUUCGAUUUCUUAUAUAUAUUAGUAACUGAACUUUUAUUUUUAUAA